UUGUAUCUCUGGCACCAAAAUAAAAAUAAGGUAGAGGUGUUCACUCGUGAGGUUAGGCGGCGGCAUGGCAGCGGGUCGGGAGAAUGUAGUCGUGGAGUUGGGCUUCAUCGAGAAGACUCCAGCGUGGAGGUUAAGAUCCAAGUUUUUUCCAAGCAAGGUUGGUGGCUAUCCAGCAUGGUUAGCAUUAAAAAACCUUCCUUCAAAUGAAGAGCUGUCGUGUCGCAUUUGUAGUAAACCUCUUGUUUUCCUCUGCCAAGUUUAUGCUCCGUUCCAUGACAGAGAUAAUUGCUUUCACAGAACAGUGUUUGUGUUUGUAUGCCGUGAUCCAGACUGCUGCCGAGAAAAUAGUUCAUCAAAUAUUCGAGUGUUUCGCUCUCAACUGCCCAGAGAAAAUGAAUUCUAUCCCGAUGAACCUGCUAAGGACAUUGAGCCUGGAUCUGAGAGCCCAGGAGCUGGUGAUUUUAAUGCUUUGUGUCGUGUAUGUGGUGCAUUAGGAUCGAAGACAUGUGGAGGAUGUAAGGUUGCACGUUACUGCUCUAAAGAUCAUCAAGCCCUUGACUGGAAGGCUGGACAUAGGAUGGAAUGUAAAAAUCCAGAAACUGUAAGCAAGGUUUCAUGUAUGGGAAAUGAAAAAUUCCUUUUUCCCGAGUUUGAGAUAGAAUUGGAACCCGAAGAACUGGAAGUUUCAAAAGAAAAAAGUGAGGAAGAAGUGACAAAGGAGUACGAGGAGCUGCUGCGAUCUGGUCAAGUAACACAUCAGGAUGAUGAUGAUUCAGACACUGAAAAUGAUCUUAUUAAUAUGGCAUCUAAAGAGACAGAUAAGCAAUUUCAGAAGUUCAGAACACGUAUCAAAGACUAUCCUGAUCAAAUAGUGCGGUAUGAUCGUGGCCACGAACCUCUGUGGGUGUCUUCAAGUAACAAGCCUGAUAAUAUACCACCUUGCCCUUCUUGUGGACAACCAAGGCAGUUUGAGUUUCAGGUAAUGCCACAAUUAUUGGUGCACUUAAAAGUAGAUAACCCAGGCAAGAGUAUUGACUGGGGCACUGUGUUGGUGUACUCCUGCAAAGAGAGUUGUCAGCAGGAGAAUAAUUAUAUAGAAGAACUAGCUUACAAACAAGACUAUUCACCAAUAUCUCAAGUUAUGAAGAAUCACUCAUAAAUAGCAGCAAGUUAAUCUUGUAUUGCAUGUUUUAAUUUGAAAUGAAUGCAGAGUGGAAAAUGACUCAAGGCAAAUAAAAUUGAUUGACUUUUAA
Messenger RNA from Procambarus clarkii (red swamp crayfish), 1253 nucleotides. RefSeq names its product Zinc finger protein RP-8 (gene Zfrp8). NCBI's taxonomy places the organism in Eukaryota, Metazoa, Arthropoda, Malacostraca, Decapoda, Cambaridae. Gene Ontology annotation, cellular component: nucleus; cytoplasm. The record is from RefSeq and is a predicted model, not a curated record.